Ricinus communis (castor bean) is the source of this 686-nucleotide messenger RNA. RefSeq lists its product as uncharacterized. The coding region runs from base 76 to 537 and encodes 153 amino acids. Lineage: Eukaryota; Viridiplantae; Streptophyta; Magnoliopsida; Malpighiales; Euphorbiaceae. The transcript is spliced from 3 exons. The record is from RefSeq and is a predicted model, not a curated record.
AUAUGUAGACACUCAUAAUCCAAAAGAAUCCAUAAAAUCAAUCUCCUAACCCUAUUUUCAGAAAGCAAAUUGAUAAUGGCAAGCCUACCCUCUUUAGCAACAAUUAUUCCUAAGUGUGGCCAAGUUGGUGCACUAGUUAUGAAGAGCCCAUGGAGCUCUAGGGUUUUCCUCCCUAUCACAAGAAGGCAUUUUCAGGCAACCACACGUAAUGAGGAAUCAAAUGCGUAUGAUAAGGCUUCCCAAGCAACAAAACAAGGCGUUAAUGAAGCAAAGAAUGUUGGCGAAGAUGUGAAAAACAAGGCUGCUUCAGCUGCUGAAGAUGUAAGCAAGAAAGCAAAAGAAGUAGCAGGAGAGGCAUCAAAAACAGCACAGGAUGUGACAGAGAAAGCAAAGCAAACAGUGGAAGGCGCAUGGGGAUCAGUUAAAGACACCACACAGAAGAUCAAAGAUACUGCUGUAGGGUUAGCUGAGGAAUCUAAGGAAUUCGUCAAAGAAAAUGCUGACUCUGUCAAGCGCAGCAUGAACAGCAAAAUUUGAGCUCUUUUCUAGAAUUUGAAUUUUUAUUAAUCGAGUCAAUUUUUUUUAAAAUAUUAACAAUUAUAUGCACCAACAUCUAAGUAUGUAAUAUGAUUCAAAAACUUAUUGCAUUCCAUUUUAUUACUAAAUAAAAUGUUAUAUUCUUUGUC